AGUCUUUAUGUAUGACUCAAAGUGUCGGCAUUUCAUUGAAAACAUCGACAAAACGUUUGAAACAAAUAAUACAAACAUUUUGUUUGAUUUUGCGGUCAAUUAAAGACAAUAAUAAUAAUUUGGAUAUCAAUUGAAAUCAUUGAAAAAGAUUUGAUACCUUUUUUAAGGUGACUAUUGGUGUCCAACAAUGGCUGACGCGGCCGCUCGUAAUCUUCAAUAUGAAUAUAAAGCGAACUCCAAUCUUGUACUACAAGCCGACACCCGACUCAUUGAACGACGUCCGAGAGAUGAGGCCACCGGUGAAGUGCUGUCUUUGACCGGCAAAUUGUUGCACUCAAGAAUGGGAGACAGAUAUCAGCGAACGAAACCACAGACUGAUAAGGAAGAGAAAAAAGCAAAGAAAUUGAAGAAAAUCAGACAAAACGAGUCAUCGAAAUAUGAUUUGUCGAAAAUGAAAGGACAAUCAAUUCUAUCGGAAGAGAUUGAGAAUAUGGUCGGAAUUCUUUAUCGUCCGAAAACACCCGAAACUCGACAAACAUAUGAAGUGAUUUUGUCAUUUAUAUCCGAAUUGCUCGGCGAUCAGCCCCGAGAGGUCAUAUGCGGUGCGGCCGAUGAGAUACUAAUCACAAUGAAGAGCGACAAAAUGAAAGAAAAAGAAAAGAAGAAAGAAAUUGAAGCGAUGUUAGGCCGACUCACAGAUGAACGUUAUGCUGUGUUGUCUAAUCUGAGCCGAAAGAUCGUUGACUUUGGUCUCGAUGAACGCACGGUUCAGAUUCAAAAUGAAGAAAAUUUGGAUGAAACUUAUGGCGUAAACGUUCAGUUUGAAGAAUCAGAUGAAGAAAGUGAAGAUGACUUUGUUGAUGAAGUCAAAGAAGAAGACGAUGAAGAAGAUGCCGAUGGAGUUGAUGCUGGUAUUGAUUCAGCCAUUAAUGCGCGUAACUUAGAGACAACUAAAGUGGAGACUAAACGCGAUCGUAAAUCUAAGUCAAGCACUACUAUAGUUCAUCCACGAGAAGUGGAUGCUUUCUGGCUUCAGAGGAAUUUAAGCAAAGCAUAUACUGAUCCAGUAGUCGCACAGUCCAAAGCUGCCGAAGUGCUAAACAUAUUGAAAGUGUCGAGAGAUGAUCACGAAAUUGAAAACAAAUUGGUUGACCUCUUGGGCUUUGAUCAGUUCGACUUCAUUAAAGUGUUGCGUCAAAACAGAUCAGUAAUUCUUUACAGUACUCUAUUGGCUUCGGCACAAAAACAAUCAGAGAAGGAUAAGCUGAAAGAUAAAAUGAGAUCCGAUCCGGAUUUGGCUAAAAUAUUGAGAGCACUCGAAAGUACUGAUUCUGACAAAAAACGAAAAGAUUUAGGAAAAUCACAACAAUAUGUAGAUAUGGAUGAAGACAUGGAUGAAGAUACAAAUGCACAGUCUAUUAAAAACAAGAUAUUAGAUUUGGAGGACAUGUCAUUCACUCAGGGAUCACACUUUAUGGCCAACAAGAAGUGCUCUUUACCUGAGGGAACGUUCCGUAAGCAACGUAAAGGUUGUGAAGUAAUUCAUGUGCCGGCACUCAAACCAAAACCAUUUGAUCCAAAUGAGAAUUUGGUGCCAAUUGACAAACUCCCGAAAUACUCUCAGCCGGCGUUUGAAGGCUUUAAGACAUUGAACAGAAUCCAGAGUCGUCUCUACAAAUCUGCCAUUGAAAGUGAUGAAAAUUUACUUCUAUGCGCUCCUACCGGUGCUGGAAAAACUAAUGUAGCACUUCUCACAAUGAUGAGGGAAAUUGGUAAACAUAUCGAUCAAAACACUGGUCUUAUAAAUGCCGAUGAAUUCAAAAUCAUUUAUAUUGCGCCCAUGAGAUCACUCGUACAAGAAAUGGUCGGCAAUUUUUCCAGAAGACUACAGUCUUAUAAUAUAAAAGUAUCCGAACUGACUGGUGAUCAUCAACUGACAAGAGAACAGAUUAAUGAAACACAAGUAAUAGUUUGUACGCCAGAGAAAUGGGAUGUAAUAACACGGAAAGGAGGCGAACGCACGUACACUCAGAUCGUAAAACUGAUUAUUUUUGAUGAAAUUCAUUUACUUCAUGAUGAAAGAGGACCAGUGCUUGAAUGUCUUGUGGCACGAAUGAUACGAAGUAUUGAGACAACUCAGGAGGAGAUCCGUUUGGUUGGUUUGUCUGCUACUCUUCCCAACUAUGAUGACGUUGCGACCUUUCUUCGCGUUGAACAGAAGGGACUAUUUUAUUUCGAUAACAGCUAUCGUCCCGUUUCUCUCGAACAACAAUACAUUGGAAUAACUGAGAAGAAAGCAUUGAAAAGGUAUCAAUUGAUGAAUGAAAUACUAUAUGAGAAGGUGUUGGAACAGGCGGGCAAAAACCAACUGUUGAUAUUUGUUCACUCACGCAAAGAGACCGGAAAGACAGCCCGAGCUGUAAGGGAUAUGUGUCUUGAAAAGGAUACGUUAGGAAUGUUUCUUAGAGAAGGCGCCGCUUCUACUGAAGUGUUGCGUACAGAAGCAGAACAGGUCAAGAAUUUUGAACUUAAGGAUCUGUUGCCCUAUGGGUUUGCCAUACAUCACGCAGGAAUGACUCGUGUCGACAGAACAUUAGUUGAGGAUCUCUUUGCCGAUCGACACAUUCAAGUAUUGGUUUCGACAGCAACACUGGCCUGGGGUGUCAAUCUACCCGCUCAUACUGUUAUUAUUAAAGGAACUCAAGUCUAUAAUCCAGAAAAGGGUCGUUGGACUGAAUUGGGAGCUCUUGAUGUGCUUCAAAUGUUAGGUCGUGCCGGUCGACCACAAUAUGAUACCAAAGGAGAGGGUAUACUUAUAACACAACACUCGGAACUUCAAUAUUAUUUGUCACUAUUGAACCAACAAUUGCCGAUUGAGUCACAAUUAGUUGGAAAAUUGCCGGAUAUGCUGAAUGCGGAGAUAGUAUUGGGAAAUAUACAGAACGUUAAGGAAGCGACCACUUGGCUCGGCUAUACUUACCUUUACGUUCGUAUGCUAAGAAACCCCACUCUUUACACGAUAUCACACGACGCUAUGAAAGAGGAUCCACUUCUUGACCAACAUCGGGCUAAUCUGAUUUAUACUGCGGCCUCUAUUCUAGACAAAUCCAAUUUAGUAAAGUUUGAACGCAAAUCCGGACAAUUACAGGUCACUGAAUUGGGACGUAUUGCCAGUCAUUACUAUUGUACACACGAAACAAUGUCAACAUAUAAUCAAUUGCUUAAACCAACUCUUUCUGAAAUUGAAUUGUUUAGAGUUUUUUCUCUUUCGAGUGAGUUUAAGAAUAUAGCCAUUAGAGAGGAGGAAAAACUAGAACUCCAGAAACUUAUGGAAAGAGUUCCCAUUCCUAUAAAGGAGUCCAUCGAAGAGCCGUCUGCUAAAGUCAAUGUUCUUCUUCAGGCAUAUAUUUCGCAAUUAAAAUUAGAAGGAUUGGCACUUAUGGCAGAUAUGGUUUAUGUGACACAAUCAGCGGCAAGACUUAUGCGUGCCAUUCAUGAAAUUGUUUUACACAGUGGUUGGGCACAGUUGGCCGAUAAAACACUUUCUUUGUGCAAAAUGAUCGACAAAAGGAUGUGGCAAUCGAUGUCACCUCUGAGACAAUUUAAAAGAAUACCCGAAGAAGUUGUUAAAAAGAUUGAGAAAAAAUGUUUUCCGUGGGAACGUCUUUAUGAUUUGGGUCCAAAUGAAUUGGGAGAAUUGCUACGUAUGCCUAAACUGGGCAAAACUGUUCACAAAUAUAUUCAUCAGUUCCCUAAACUGGAACUCUCGGCACAUAUACAACCUAUUACUCGAUCAACACUUAAGGUUGAGCUAACAAUUAUUCCCGAUUUUCAAUGGGAUGAGAAAGUUCACGGAAAUUCAGAGGCAUUUUGGAUAUUAAUUGAAGACGUGGACGGAGAGAUCAUUCUUCAUCACGAAUACUUCUUAUUAAAACAAAAGUAUUGUCAGGACGAACAUAUAAUCAAGUUCUUCGUCCCAAUCUUUGAUCCACUUCCGCCACAAUAUUUUAUCCGUAUUGUCUCAGACCGAUGGAUUGGUGCCGAAACAAUAUUUCCCGUUUCAUUUCGACACUUGAUAUUACCCGAAAAAUAUCCGCCGCCCACAGAACUUCUUGAUUUACAGCCAUUACCUGUAUCUGCACUAAGAAAUCCAAGUUAUGAAUCACUUUAUAAAGAGAAGUUUCCGUACUUUAAUCCAAUUCAGACACAAGUAUUCAACUCUCUUUACAAUACUGAUGACAAUGUCUUUGUCGGCGCACCAAACGGUUCCGGCAAAACAGUUUGCGCUGAGUUUGCUAUACUUAGACUAUUGACUAUUCAACAAAACGACUCUAAAUGUGUUUACGUGACGCCCAAAGAACAAUUGGCAGCCAUUGUCUACGCCGACUGGACUCAUAAGUUUGGUUUGUUAUUAAACAAAAAAGUAGUUUUGCUUACCGGAGAAAUGGCCACCGAUUUGAAACUGUUAGCCAAAGGAAAUAUAAUAAUAUCAACGCCAGAAAAAUGGGAUGUCAUAUCACGUCGAUGGAAACAACGUAAAAAUGUACAAAAUAUUAAUCUAUAUAUUGUUGACGACUUACAGUUGAUCGGUGGUGAAGAUGGACCUAUUCUUGAGGUAGUUUCGUCAAGAAUGCGCUAUAUUUCAUCACAAAUCGAUAAAUCCAUUCGAAUAAUAGCUUUAUCGUCAUCACUGGCCAAUGCCAAAGACAUUGCUCAAUGGUUGGGCUGUAACCAAGGCUUGACAUUUAAUUUUCAUCCAAAUGUCAGACCUUUGCCUUUGGAGUUACACAUUCGUGGUUUCAAUCAGACCCAUAACUCCACUCGAUUGCAAGCCAUGUCUAAACCUGUCUAUCAGUCUAUUCUUCAUCAUUCGCCCACAAAUCCAGUGAUGGUUUUUGUCUCAAAUCGAAGACAAACCAGAAUAACAGCAAUUGAUAUCUUGACGUAUGCCGCCGCUGAUGCACAACCUAAUCGAUUCCUUCAUUGCACUGAACAAGAUUUAGAGCCUUUCCUCAACAGAAUAUCUGAUGUCACACUUAAAGAGACUCUUUCGAAUGGUGUCGCAUAUCUUCAUGAAGGACUUAAUCAAAUAGACCGACGUAUUGUAGAACAACUGUUUGAUUCCGGAGCCAUUCAAGUGAUUGUUGUUUCACUAUCACUUUGUUGGUCACUCUCCAUAAAUACUUAUUUGGUUAUAAUUAUGGACACCCAGUACUAUAACGGCAAGAUUCAUGCGUAUGAAGACUACCCAAUUACUGAUGUCAUUCAAAUGGUUGGUCGCGCCAAUCGACCACUUCUUGAUGAAGACGGAAAAUGUGUUCUUUUCUGUCAAUCUUCUAAAAAAGAUUUCUUUAAAAAAUUCUUAUACGAGCCGUUGCCAGUUGAAAGUCAUUUGGAUCAAUGUAUUCACGACCACUUCAAUGCAGAAGUGGUAACCAAAACGAUUGAGAACAAACAGGACGCCGUUGAUUAUCUCACGUGGACUUUCUUAUAUCGUCGAAUGACUCAAAACCCCAAUUACUAUAACCUGUCCGGUAUUGCUCACCGACAUCUGUCUGACCACUUGUCAGAGUUGGUUGAGACUACUCUUCAUGAUUUGGAAACAUCUAAAUGUAUUACAAUUGAAAACGAUAUGGACAUCACACCACUCAAUCUGGGAAUGAUUGCCGCCUAUUAUUAUAUUAAUUAUUCAACAAUAGAGUUGUUUAGUAUGUCUUUGAAUUCAAAGACUAAGAUUAGAGGUUUGAUUGAAAUCAUAAGUAAUGCCGCAGAAUAUGAAUCAAUUCCUAUCAGACAUAAAGAAGAUGUAAUUUUGAAACAAUUGUUGACCAAAGUUCCGCACAGAAUGGCUAACAUUAAGUAUUCAGAUCCGCAUUUGAAGACUAAUCUUCUACUUCAGGCACAUCUCUCGCGAAUGUCUUUGUCAGCAGAACUUCAGUCAGACACUGAAGAAAUUCUGUCGAAAUCAAUUCGUCUCAUUCAGGCCUGUGUUGAUGUCUUAAGUUCUAACGGUUGGUUGGGACCAGCUAUGGCUGCCAUGGAAUUGGCUCAGAUGGUGACACAAGCGCUCUGGAAUAAAGACUCGUAUUUGAAACAAUUACCUCAUUUUAACAAUGAUUUAAUUAAAAGAUGUAAUGAGAAAGGUAUCGAAUCAGUGUUUGAUAUCAUGGACUUGGAUGACGAAGAAAGAGAUCGAGUGUUAAGAUUUGAUUCGAUUAAAAUGGCAGACGUGGCCAAGUUCUGCAACAGUUAUCCAAAUAUUGAACUUUCUUAUGAUGUCAUCGAUAAAGACAGUAUAGACAGCGGCUCAUCCGUCAAUAUUGUUGUCCAAUUGGAACGUGAAGACGAAACUGUGGGUCCAGUGAUGGCGCCAUUCUUUCCGCAUAAACGAGAGGAAGGCUGGUGGCUAGUGGUCGGUGAUUCUCAAGCAAAUUCACUCAUCUCUAUUAAACGAUUAAGUCUUCAGCAAAAGUCAAAAGUUAAGUUGGACUUCACUGCUCCGGCACCGGGAGAUUAUACAUACACUUUGUAUUUUAUGUCAGACGCCUAUAUGGGCUGUGAUCAGGAAUAUAAGUUCACAAUUCGUGUCGUAAGUGCUUCGACAUCAAGAAAACGAAAAGCAGAUCCAGACAGUGAAUAAUCAGUUGUAAUACUAUUCAUCACAUUUUUAAUCCAAUAUUUUAUUAUUUUGUAAUCAUUGAAUUAAAGUAUACUUCAAUUAAUUUAAUCUAAAAAAUAAAUAUCGAUAU
Messenger RNA from Oppia nitens, 6749 nucleotides. RefSeq names its product U5 small nuclear ribonucleoprotein 200 kDa helicase-like (gene l(3)72Ab). Lineage: Eukaryota; Metazoa; Arthropoda; Arachnida; Sarcoptiformes; Oppiidae. Gene Ontology annotation, molecular function: ATP hydrolysis activity; ATP binding; nucleic acid binding. The transcript is spliced from 4 exons. The coding region runs from base 188 to 6640 and encodes 2150 amino acids. The record is from RefSeq and is a predicted model, not a curated record. Gene Ontology annotation, cellular component: nucleus.